AAGAGAGCCGAGUCCACAUGCGCACCACAGACAGACAGGAGCAGUCGCUAUGCAUUGACAAAGCUCGAGCGGAGGUCGAACAAUUUCUUACUUCGUCGUUCGUCGCUGACUGAGCUCUCGGGGUUCGCCUCUUGGCAGAACCAGUGCGGAGCUUUAUUUGGAUAGGCGCAAUUGGUGAAAGAAGUCGCGUGCGAUCAGCGCCAUAAUUUAAGACACUUUUUGAGCUUCUUCACUAUAUGACAGUACAGUUCUUGACGCACAUCAACUGACCAAGAGUGUUGAGUGUUUUACGGCCCGCCAUUAGAAUCUGUGUUUUGUGUACUUAGCCUUAGCUUAAAGUGUGCAUUAACUAGAACCGGGCGUUAUAAAACGUAUCUACAACGGCAGUGCUGAUUUCAAUUCAUAAUCACGCGUUGCCAAAGAAGCGGCAGGUGUCAAACCGAGUGGUAGUGUGUGAGGUGUUAGGAACUUAAAUCCGUUCAAAAUGGAUUACCUCCAGCAAAUGAACCUAACGUUGUAUGAUCUGAUCAAUGUUAAAGGCGUAGAGGACACUAUCGACAAAUACCCGCUGAUGGCUUCACCGGUACCGAGCUCCAUACUAAUUGCGAUCUAUCUGUAUGUUAUCUACAAAUGGGGUCCGAGCUAUAUGGAGAAUCGCAAGCCGUUCAAUUUGAAGCUGAUUAUAGCUGCCUAUAAUAUCUUCCAAGUCGUGGCGUGUUCUUAUUUGGUGAUGAGCUACAUUAAAGUAGGAUUUAAAUUUAGCUUCAUCGGAAGAUGCACGCCAAAACUGCCGGUCGAGGAGUACGAAUACGGUUACGAUGCGGUAUAUUAUGGCUGGCUGGCGAUGUGCCUCCGGAUGGUGGAGUUUGUCGAGACCAUAUUCUUUGUUCUCCGAAAGAAGCAGAAUCAGGUGUCAGCGCUGCACGUCUAUCACCACAUCAGCACCUUCCUGAUCGUAUGGUGGAGUCUUAAGCUCAGUUUGUCCUAUCAGGAAAUGUCCAUUAUGGUGCUCAACUCGAUCGUGCACAUCAUCAUGUACUCAUACUAUUUGCUGUCCUCGUACAAGGUGUUCCAUCCGUUGACGCGGCGUGUGAAACCUGCGAUCACCAUCAUCCAGUUGGCCCAGCUGGUGACGAUGCUGGUUCACGUUUACGCAGCCCUACAGCCAACUUGCGCCGCCAACAAGUUCAUCUACAAACUACACGCCGUCAAUCUCGUCAUCCUGAUCAGUCUAUUCAGCAACUUCUACAUACAGACCUACAUCAAGAAGAGCCGCAAAGUCAAACAAAGCUAACAACCGAAGGGGGGCCUCCAUCUCUCUAAUGCGUUGCUGUACCACUUUGUACAUUGGAUAUGUGUUUAUCUAUUGGUCAUUCUGUUUUCCCCCACGAAUGACCCAAUAUGAGAAAAAAAGUGAAACUUACAAGUCAAUAUUUGAACUUUAAGCAGCGCGCGCUCCUCUCUGAUGCAAUUUACUAUGCAUCACCGUACAAGGAGAGAAUACACUGAUUUCAGUCGCGACUUGUCUGGUUUCCUUGAAAAAACGCUUCCCAACGUCAAAAGUAACAAAGUGUGAUACCAUGUUGUAACAAUCAAAAUUAUUAAAAAAAAACAUAAUAUUUAGGUAUGUAGUAGUUGUCAAUAUACAGUUGCUGUCAUAUUCAGUAGUUAGGAUAAAGCAGUGAAACAAUGUAAACCACCGA
This is a messenger RNA of Aedes aegypti (yellow fever mosquito), 1703 nucleotides long. RefSeq names its product elongation of very long chain fatty acids protein 1. Gene Ontology annotation, molecular function: fatty acid elongase activity. The coding region runs from base 485 to 1294 and encodes 269 amino acids. The record is from RefSeq and is a predicted model, not a curated record. Gene Ontology annotation, cellular component: endoplasmic reticulum membrane. Gene Ontology annotation, biological process: fatty acid elongation, polyunsaturated fatty acid; sphingolipid biosynthetic process; very long-chain fatty acid biosynthetic process. The transcript is spliced from 5 exons. Lineage: Eukaryota; Metazoa; Arthropoda; Insecta; Diptera; Culicidae.